This is a messenger RNA of Bombina bombina (fire-bellied toad), 5485 nucleotides long. RefSeq names its product fibrinogen alpha chain. Gene Ontology annotation, molecular function: signaling receptor binding. The transcript has 3 exons. Lineage: Eukaryota; Metazoa; Chordata; Amphibia; Anura; Bombinatoridae. The record is from RefSeq and is a predicted model, not a curated record. Gene Ontology annotation, cellular component: fibrinogen complex. Gene Ontology annotation, biological process: blood coagulation; platelet activation; protein polymerization. Bases 1116 to 1706 code for a protein of 196 amino acids.
CCUCACAAAUAACUGGAAUAUACAUCACCCACAAAGGGACUCCAAUCAAAUGGGACAAUACUUAACACGUUAUUAAAACUUUAUGUUAAAAAAAUAAAAAAAUAAAUAAAAAAAAAACAUAAAACACAAUGCUUUACAUAUAACAUACAAGUGAUCAAUUUGGUUCAAAGCAAUCAAAAUUAAACACAAAUCAAAAGCAUGAUGUAUUAUAGCAAGUGAUAGAAAAGUAUUGGAAAUAAUAACAUAUUCCUCAUUUCUUUAGGAUUAUGUGCUAGGAAAUGACGUUUGCAUACAAUGAAUACACUAAAAUACAGCACUUUUUGUUCUUAUAUAACCAAUAGAGCAUAGUGCAAUGAAAUAUUAUUAUUGAAAUAAUCACAGCUGAAUAUUAUCUUUACCAUGUGUAAUAUAUUUUGGACUUCACUCUCUCGCAUACCAACUUGAACCAGCUUCAAAAUUCUUUGCUCUCAGUUCUAAAGGAAUUCAUUAAUCUCCAGUACAAGGAAACAUAACAUGUCAGUAUCUCUCACCUUUUCUGCAACUAAAAAGGGAAAUCUAGAAUGAAUGGUUGAAAUAUAUAUAAUACUGGUUCCUCUCCUAGGGUAAUAGUUUGUAUUUUCUGAUUUCCCUAGUACUAACAAUACCUAUAUUCUGGGGCUAUAAUAUACAUGAUUAUUAUAAUAAUAACAAUAAAAAUGGUACAUUUAUCAUUGUAACAAUACUAUUAAGGCCACUUGUCAUAUGGGUUUAGACUAAACCAAUUGGUCAACUAUAUUAAUUAUAUAAAAAUCACAUAAACCAUAGUGCGUUUAUAACUUCAAAUAAAUAUAUCAUGCAUUGUUUCCUCAACCAGUAAUGAAAAACCUCAUCAAAUGGUACAUGAGUUCCACACACAUAUUGCAAGUAUAAUUUACUAUAGUCACUUACUACAGAUGAACCUAAGUAUUUCAAAAUAUUGGGCUUACUUGUUAACAGCCAAAUGAGACAAUAACAGCCAUAAAGCUGUUGAGCCAUAGUUUAUGAACAGCCAAUAUAAAUGUAAAUGACACAACUCUACUUAUUGGCAGGUCAGCAAAUGUCCCUCUGGUUGUAGGGUGCAAGGACUGAUAACCAAGAUGGGGAAAGAGAGCAUGAGUAGAAUCAACACUGCAAAACAAUCCUGUCUGGCCAGUAAUGUGUGGUAUAUAAAACACCUUUCCGAUAGUAAACAAGUUUAUGGCAUAAUCAAGGAAAAGAUGCUCAAAUGCCAAGAUUCACUUUGGAAAUUUGCAAAAACUGGAGAGGAGAUCCAUAGAAGGCUGUUGUCCCUUAAACUAAAGGUGAAGGAGCAAGCUGAGAAGAUUGAAAGUUUGCUGGGUAACCUUAAACAUCAACUUGCUAUCAUGAAAACACUGGAGGUGGACAUUGACAUUAAGAUCCGGUCCUGCAAAGGAUCUUGCAGAAGCGUUCAUCUUUAUAUGAUAAAUAUGGAUGAUUAUACUUCCUGGAAGACAGAUUUGGCUGCAAUUAAUACAAGUCAGAUGAUACAGUCUAAAGACUUACCUUUUCUUAAUAUAAGCAUGGUGCAAAGUAACAUGACUAGCCUCAGCACAUCAUUGCCUAUUAUUGAAGGCAUGCAGUUAGAUCUGUUUGAAGACAUAAAACAGGAAGUAUUGAAGCUUGAAGACCAAGUAUAUUAUUACAAUAGCACAAACAAUAUGCAGUAAGCACAUUGUUCUCUUUGUUCCAGGGUUACAAUUAAAAAGUUCUGGGCUCCAGGACAUAAUAUCAAACAUUUUGGGCCAGAUUACAAAUGGUGCGCUAAAUAACUUUUUGAUUGUGCUCUAACUGCGCUUAAAGGGACAGUCAAGUCCAAAAAAAACCUUUCAUGAUUUAAAUAGGGAAUGUAAUUUUAAACAACAUUCCAAUUUACUUUUAUCACCAAUGUUGCUUUGUUGUCUUGGCAUUCUUAGUUGAAUGCUAAACCUAGGAGGUUCAUAUGCAAAUUUCUUAGACCUUGAAGACUGCCUCUAAUCUGAAUGCAUUUUGACCACUAGAGUUCAUUAGUUCAUGUGUUUCAUAUAGAUAACAUUGAUCUCAUGCACAUGAAGUUACCCUGGAGAUAGCACUGAUUGGCUAAAAUGCAAGUAUGUCAAAAGAACUGAAAUAAGUGGGCAGUUUGCAGAGGCUUAGAUACAAGGUAAUCAAAGAGGUAAAAAGUGUAUUUCUAUAACAAAGUUGGUUAUGCAAAACUGGGGAAUGGGUAAUACAUGGAUUAUCUUUCUUUUUAAACAACAAGAAUUCUGGUGUUGACUGUCCCUUUAAAGUAAAAAUGUAUCGCAACCGGGUCAGUAUGCAUAUCAAGUUCAAGGUAAAGAGCACAAGUCAGAUGCGUGCUAACUUCAGGAUUUCUCCCAUAGACUUCUCUUGGGGUUGCUUUUAAAAAAACAGUUAUCACUUGCACAGUUGCACACUAGCCCGAAACCUCAUUAAACAGAUCAACUGGGCCGAAGUGAGUUAUGAAUACUUUACAUUCCAGUGUUCUUCACAUAGAAGAAAAUGUUAUUUUUAUUUUAAAAUAGAUAUUUCUACAUUUCAUAGAUUUUUUGUUCAGUAUGCUAGUUUUAUAAUUUGCUGUGGAUUUACAUGGAUAUCAUAUAAAAUGUUAUAUGCUAUAAAAUAAAAAAAUAAACAUGUUGCUAUAAAUAGGGUGGAGGUGCAUAUAAGUGUGGCUCUUAUUCCAGUUCAUUAGAGUUUGAACAUACCAUGUGAAAACUUACACCACGAUUAGUUUUUGGCUUAAUUUAAUAUUCCAUUCCAAUCCAUUAGAAGCACAGCAGUUUAGAAAAGUUCAGUCACCAUGCUUAAAGGGACAGUCUACUCCAGAAUUUUUAUUGUUUAAAAAGAUAGAUAAUCCCUUUGUUACCCAUUCCUCAGUUUUUCAUAACUAACACUGUUAUAUUAAUACACUUUUUACUUCUGUGAUUACCUUGUAUCUAAGCCGAUACAGACUGUUUCCUUAUUUCAGUUAUUUUGACAGACUUACAUUUUAGCCAAUCAGUGCUGACUCAUAAAUAACUCCAUAGGAGUGAGCAUAAUGGUAUCUAUAUGGCGCACAUGAGCUAGCGCUCUCUGGCUGUAAAGAAAUUGUCAAAGUGCACUGACAUAAGAAGCGGUCUUUAAGGAUUUAAAAAAAUAGCUUAUGAACCUUCCUAUGUUUAGCUUUCAACAAAGAAUACCAAGAGAACAAAGCAAAGUUGAUGAUAAAAGUAAAUGGGAAAGUUGUUUAAAAUGACAUGCCCUAUCUGAAUCAUGAAAGUUUUAUUUUGACUUUACUGUCCCUUUAAGACCAAAAUAUAGCUGAAAAAAAUAAUAAUAAAAUUUUCUCACACAGGUUAGGUAAAUGCACAUUUUAUAAAAGGUAUAUUGGUUUAUAAUAUAGUACUAAACAAUUUACUUUCAUCCUGAGGUUCUGAUAUAUAUGUACCGGUACAAAUUCCAAAAUCCAUGAUUAUUAAGAAAUCCAGACUUUUUCAUUAAUAUGUGUAAAAAUGACUAUUUUCCACUCUAGUAAGUGACAAUCUUCACUGCUUGUGUCUGGUCUAGUUUUGUGUUCUAGAAUGCAAAUUAUAUUCUAUAUUUAUUUAAAUCAACUAUUACCUUUAGGUUUAAUAUAUAAACUGUAUUAUGACAUGUAAAUAUUGCCUAAAGAAAAUGAGAUGUUGUUUAUACCUUGUCCCAUUUUAUAGAUGCAAAUAUAUACAAAUAUUUAAAGGGUUUGUACCUUUGCCACUUUUGCUGCCAUACUGUGUGCAUACUUUAUUCCUGAUUGUAGUCAAGCAUGUUUACAGCAUUUUAUUUUUCUACAACUUUACAGUUUGUUAUUAAUAAAUAUGAAGACAUUUUAUUUUUAUGUUACUGCAACAAAAAUGGAAACAGAUUGUGUAUCGUGAUUAUCAUGUGUAUAAAUAUGUUUUACUUGUUUUUUAUGAAAAAUACAAAAUGUAAUUUGAUCAUCAAAUAAUAUUUGUCACAUUGUUUGUUGUUAUUGGUAAAACUGGGAGACACUGAUGGUCUGCAGGAUUCAGAAGUACAGAGACUAGAAAAGACUUAUUAGAACUCAGUUGCCUUUUUUCCCAUAGAGAUAUGGCUAGAAAGUGAGUCAUGGCGCCGAAUUAUCAAGCUCAAUGACCCUGUUUCCGUGCGAGCCUUCAGGCUCGCCGGAAACAGUAGCUAUGACCGCUGCUCCAUAACUGGUCUACCUGCUCUGAGGCCACGAACAUCAAUCCGCCCGAUCCUAUACAGGCUGAUUGACACCCCUGCUAGUGGACAAAUGACCACAAAUCUGCAUGGGGCGGCAUUGCACAAGCAGUUCACAAGAACUGCUUGUGUAAUGAUAAAUGCCGACAGUGUAUGCUGUCGGCAUUUAUCGAUGUGCGGUGGACAUGAUACACUGACCUUUCUCAAGACUCUGACUGGUCAGUGGAGACCGAAACCGGUUGACUGGUAAGGAGUAUUUUAAUUGUGAUCACAUUAAGAAGCCAUCUGCACUAUUGUUUGCCUUUCCUUUUUUGGCAGGUAAGGGACAACAUUGCAAGUUGGAAUUAUUUGUUAACUACUGCCCAAGAAGAUUUCUACAUAAUCAGCAGUUGGGAUCCAUAUUGAGAUAGACUAUAGCAAGAUUCUUAUUAUCCAAUUUGAAUAUUUAUGUGGACUUUUAAGCAUUUUAUGUUAUAUCAUCUGUUUUUUAACCCAAUGUUGUUAUAUGGUCUCUUAACAUCUUGAGGCUCUUUGAGCAAGUCUCUUAUAUCUAGCUCAGCAACUCUGAUCCCUUUAGAUUUGUAUUUUAGGGUAUCAAUUUAGAGCCUGUGUUCAAUUUCAAUCCAAUCACAAAGUUUUGCCACUAUUCAGUGUUUAUAACAGAUAUUUGUUCACAUCACAGUUUGCAAGCAGAAACACAUUUGAACACACGUUUAAGUUGUGCUGUUGUUUUUUUUUUGUUUUUUUUUGGGGUCUAUUUAUGCUUUAUGUUUGCAUUAGUUGAUUUGUCCAAAAUUCACUUGUAUAUCGUUUUAUUUUGAAUUCAUUGUUUAUUUUGAAAAUAAGGUUCACACACUCCUGCAAUAUUUUUCUCACAUUUUUUCACUUGUUAGGAUUUACACCCUUUUUGGAUAAACACAUAGGCACAACCUCAGGUCUUAUAUUUUGAAUUCAGGUUCUAGACAUUCCUGUAACAUUUUUUGUCCACCUGUUAGGAUUUACACAAUUUUGGUUAAACACAUAGGUAAAACCCCAAUUCGGAGCCACUUACAUUUCACACCCACUGGUUUCAAGCAACCUGGAAUCUAUCCACCUGUGCAUUGUAACCCAUUGUUUUUAUAAAUAGAGUGUGCAUAAGCGCUCCUAGCAUUCACAUAUUAGAAUUUAAGUUUCAUGCGAUAGACAUUAUUUGUUAGAUUUUUGUUGUUGUUAUUUAUUGUUCUACAAGCAUUUUUAAAUUGUUCCU